Molecule: messenger RNA, 1208 nt
Organism: Durotheca rogersii
Lineage: Eukaryota; Fungi; Ascomycota; Sordariomycetes; Xylariales; Xylariaceae
Exons: 1
Coding region: 190-1002 (270 amino acids)
Source: RefSeq, a predicted model, not a curated record
UUGAUGCACUCGUCGCAUUGCUGCGCCUGCGGUGUCACUCCUUAUGAGCACCUCUGUCUGUAUAUACCUCCUACAUAGCUUAUACACACGUUCAGAGCCUGCGCUUCGGUCGCUCAUUACUGGGCCGCAUAGUACCCCCAUCCACUACCCGCCACCUACCUCCUGCAGGUAGUGGUGCCUCGGGUAUUCAUGACCUUCGUUUCUGCACUUUUGCUGUCGCUCUGCGCAGUGUCGCACGUCGUUGCUCAGGAUGGCGACAGCGGCGCCGUCUGGGCGACGCCCCACGACAGUUACUCUUCGUCGGUCGGUGUGCUUGGGUGCAAGGUCGACACCAAUCGCGUCGCCUACUGGCCCGGCUCCGUCGACUGCAACAACAUCUGCGUGUCUCUGAGCUACGAGGGCCGGUCCGUCAACCUGCUGCGCGUCGACCAGUCCCAGGGCGCCUUCGACGUCAGCUACGAUGCCUGGAACUACCUAUACACCGGCUACUCCGCCACCGAGCGCCCCGCUGCCGGCGGCGCCGUCCCCAUGGAAUUCGCGAACGUGGACGCCUCCCUCUGCGCCGACUUGAUCCACACCGACGGAGGCAAGCUCCCCCUCAGCGCGGCGAACAGCAUGAAUUUCUUGGCCAGCUGUCUCGGGCAACCCGAUAGUUGGGUGGCUAAAAACUACGUUCUCUACAACAUCCUCGACUCCACGUGCUCCUGGGGCCACGACGACGAGUGCGCCUUGGACUGGCCGAAUGCGAACCAAGCCAGCUGCGCGAGUUCGCUGGGCGACCCCGUGACGUUGACGUCCGCCCCGGUCUACAACAUCAGAUACCCCUCUGGCGAGACGGUCUUGGCCUCUUCCGGACAGAUUGUCGAGCCUCAGAAUGGCAAUCAGAACGUCAACAGCGCUGCUACUAUCGGCCAGGCUGGGAAGCCGCUUCGUUUAACCGGGUUGGGUUUGGUGGCGGCGGUAGUUUCAAUCUUCGUGGUCGGCACCAAUGCCUAUUCCUAAUAAUCUCUUUCUAAGUCACCCAUGUGCCUACCUCAACAGGAGGCUGUCGGGCCGCUAUUGUCGCCAUGAGGAAUGAUCCGGGAUCCUUUAGUAACUUCUGGAUUGCGCCCAAGUGGUCGCGCGGUUCGACGGCUUCUAUGUGUAUCUAAGUAGCAUUCCCGCACACAUGUUUAGGCAACAAGCUGCUCCCCGCCCUGUAUUAUCGU